AUGAGAACACAUGUCAAGUCGUUGAUAAUUGAGGCGAAACAAGAAAACCCCGAGAAUGAUUUUAUGGAUGGUGCCAUCAAAGUCGUUGCGUUGAUCGACACGUGUAUCCAAGAAUUGGCAAAAUUUGACAUCAAUUACCUCCAGGGACCAAAAAUUGGGCGAGCACUUGUGCACGAUCAAGUUAAUGGUGAGUCGGCGUUCGUGGAUAUCAAGGGUGAGAAGGAUGAGGAUGAUGUUAGGAAGAGGGUGGCAAAGAAAAAGAACAAAAAUAAAUACACAAGAAGCGGUGAUAAUGAACGGAUGUCUAAAGAGGAAUUGAUGAAUACACCGGCGAGAACAAGUACUCAUACAAUUGUUCCAAGGAAUGUUAUCGUGAACAUAGAUUUCGAUGAUGAAAUUCCGGAGGAGGUUAAACAUGCAGCGGAAUUCGUUGACCCCUUUUCUUCCACAAUUGAUUCCAGCGGUCUAAACUGUAAUGAUGAUGUCGCGAGUAAAGAUGCGGAUGAACCUUUUAUAAAUCCUUUCGAAAAGAUUUAUGGUGAUUCUACCACGCCAGAAGAUCGGUAA
Acaulospora colombiana is the source of this 567-nucleotide messenger RNA. The record is from the annotation of a GenBank genome assembly. NCBI's taxonomy places the organism in Eukaryota, Fungi, Glomeromycota, Glomeromycetes, Diversisporales, Acaulosporaceae.